Molecule: messenger RNA, 1166 nt
Organism: Solanum pennellii
Lineage: Eukaryota; Viridiplantae; Streptophyta; Magnoliopsida; Solanales; Solanaceae
Product: vesicle-associated protein 1-1-like
Exons: 7
Coding region: 160-828 (222 amino acids)
Biological process (GO): endoplasmic reticulum membrane organization
Cellular component (GO): endoplasmic reticulum membrane; plasma membrane
Source: RefSeq, a predicted model, not a curated record
AAAGAGCUUUGUGAAUUGGGGUUUUUCCCUCCUAAGUACAGAAACAGAAGAGAUAUAUACGGAUCAUCCCCAAAUUUUAUUACAUUGUAAAUUACCAGAAGAAGAAAAAAGUAUCGAUUUUUCCCCUUUUGAUUCAUUUUUUUGUGCUUUCAGAAGAAAAUGAGCAGUGGAGAGCUUCUGAAAAUCGAACCCCUUGAGCUCAAAUUUCCCUUCGAGUUGAAGAAGCAGAUCUAUUGCUCGAUUCAUUUGUCAAAUAAUACUGAAGAGCAUGUCGCUUUCAAGGUCAAAACGACGAACCCCAAAAAGUAUUGUGUUCGACCCAAUACAGGGAUUGUGUCGCCCCGAUCGACUUCUGAUGUUAUAGUUACAAUGCAAGCUCAGAAGGAGGCCCCUUCUGACAUGCAAUGCAAGGACAAGUUUCUACUUCAGAGUGUAGUUGCAACUCCUGGUGUUGCUGCCAAAGAUAUUACUCAAGAAAUGUUCAAUAAGGAGGAUGGACGUGUUGUUGAUGAGUGCAAGUUGAAAGUGAUUUAUCUUCCCACAGCUCAGCCACCAUUCCCGGUUGCAGAAGGAUCAGAAGAAGGUUCUCCGCCAAAGGAAUCCAUGAAAGAUAAUGGCCAUGAAAAUGGUUCUGAGGCAAAAUCGGUUAUUUCCAGAUUGAUGGCUGAAAAGGCUGCUGCCCUUCAGCAGAGCAACAAACUUCGUCAAGAGCUGGAACUUGUAAAACGUGAUAUGACUAGAAGUCGCAGAGGUGGCGUUUCCUUCAUCCUUGUUGUCGUGGUUGGCUUGCUGGGAAUACUUUUGGGGUACAUUCUCAAAAAGUCAUGAGCAUUCAUCAGAUGAUCAGUCAUUUUACAUCUGUAUCUCAACUCAACAGAAUUGAUCAGUGAAAAAAAGGAGAUUGUGGCCGGUGAUAGCAGCAAUUCUCACAUUGUCUUAGUUAGCUGCAGCCUUUAGUAGGAAAAAUUUGUGCAGCUAGAACCUUUCAAUUGGCCUAUAUUAUAAUUUUAUAUAACUCGUAGUUUCUCGUGUUGGAUCGUAAAUUGUUAUGAAUAGGUAAAUCAAUCAUUUGUCCUUGACGAAUCUGCUCGGCUUUCUACUUCUACUUUCUGUAAAUGUAAACGAGCUUUUUCGAACAUUUCAAAUAUGAUGGUUCAAAAUCGCAA